Messenger RNA from Opisthorchis viverrini, 1131 nucleotides. RefSeq lists its product as hypothetical. The transcript has 5 exons. The record is from RefSeq and is a predicted model, not a curated record. The annotation marks the transcript as partial. Lineage: Eukaryota; Metazoa; Platyhelminthes; Trematoda; Opisthorchiida; Opisthorchiidae.
CUGUGGCACCCUUUCGGUGUCAAACUGCCAUGCCACCCGAAGGUUGCACGAGGGCUGGAAUACUGCCAGGUUGCCCAAGCCUAGACAACGGAAGUCGAGAGGCAGAGGUCGGGCUCGAACCACGGACCUUUCGGUCAGUAAAUUCGCGCUUUAACCACUUGGGCCAUCUCGUCCCCCAUGCCUUGACUACUGGUACUGAAAUUAUUAACACUGGUGGUCUAGAAAAUCAGGAUGUUGCGCAACAGAAGAAUCGAGAGAAAACGUACCAUUUCAAUCAAUUGUCGACAACGAAGCUGAACCAACAGCUCCGGACAUCUCUCAAGUACCUGUGGGUACAAGUGAUUCAGAGUUGCGGCGGCUCUGCCGUACUGACAUCGUCUGCAAAAACGACAGGAAGAGAGCGACACAGCAAAGACAAUAGCCUUGGUGCAGGACAACCAUUGGCCGUAAAGGUCACUGAUCAUUGGUUUGUUGUAUCGCAAACCCCAUCCGGAGAGACGGCAGUUACCAACGCGACUCAGUUGAUUAACAAGGACUAUCAUACUUGGUUACACACUCAUGGACUAACCUCCGCUGAGUCGUCUACAUCCGACACAAGGGUGGGCAAACAACUUGUGAUUAAGGAGCGAACUGAAAUGUUCGCAGUUCGAACUCGACUUCUGUCUAGGCAUGGGCAACCUGGCAGUGUCCCGGUCGUGGUGCUUCCUUCGGGUGGCAUGGCAGCUAGGCACCGGAAGGGUGCUACAGCUGAACGAUUAUUUCUAUUUAUUCACUUAGUACAGAGGAUCCUACGAGGCAAACGGUCCUCUGCCAUACGAAAAGGCUUACCGAAUCUUCGGAGUGAACUUUGCUCCAUAAGUUUGUCGGAAACAUUCAGAGAAAACCUAUGCCAAACAACAGUGAUAUGGAGUAACGAAUGCACUCCUGAGUCAAUGAUCAUCGACACCCUUUCGGUGCCUAGCUGCCAUGCCACACAUGAAGGAGGCACGGAGGCUGGGAUACUGCCAGGUUGCCCAAGCCUAGACAGGGGAAGUCGAGUGUCAGAGGUCGGGUUCGAACCACGGACCUUCCGGUCAGUAAAUUCGCGCCCUAACCACUUGGUCCGUCUCGCCCCACUGAAAUAUCAAGACU